AUUACUCAAGUUAAUCAGCAUGUCUGUACGAUUGUGCCUGUGUUAUAUUUUUAUUGCUACAUUUGUUUUUGUCUCAUUUUGGGGUAUUUUAGACUGCGCCGGUUCCAUCGAGUACAGCAGAAGAAGAAAAUCUAAAAACCCAGUCGUGCUGGAAGCUCCAAUACUUGAAAACAUUUCUAACAACUCCAUAACCAUACGUGUCGAGAACUUUACGUAUGCUUUCAGCCAGCCACGAGAAUGCAUAAUCCAGUACAAAGAAGAAAACGACGCGCAUUUUAAAAAUUCUAGCACAUACUGUAGCUCCAAAGACCUAGUUGACAAAACUUUUACGAUCCCUAGUGUUGAUACAAUAAAAUUCCGGUAUAAAAUACGACUACUAUUAAUUAACUCAGAUCGCUACUACUCAGAUCAAGAAAUACCUGAGCUGGUCACACCCAAAAAAUUACACUUCUCUCAAGUAACAAAUAACAGCUUAAGAUUAACACGGUUUCCACCGAAAAACGAAAUCUCCAAAUAUCAUUUUAAUUUUACGUGUACACAAUCGUUCUGCCAGUAUACUGCAACAAGUGUGCUUUCCGGUUAUGUCAUAAAACACUUAAAACCUUCGACAACCUGCACAAUAUUUGCAUACAUUUUACAAAAUGGGACAGGAUGGCACCUUUAUGACAAAAUCAGUAAUACCACACUUGCCACAACCGUUGACGACAAUGAAAUGCCUGAUAAUAUUACCUACAACCAGAAUAAAAUGGUGAUUUCGUUCAAGGGCUGUUCAAAAUUUAGUGGACCCAUAAAUUACACUUUUAUGUACACUGAUGGUAACAGUUUUACGCACCACAUGGAAGUUCACAAAAAAAUUAUUGAAGAGAAUAUAGAGUUACAAGCGUCUAGAAAUUACAGUGUAAUAGUAACAGCGACAAGAAUGAAUUAUCAGCGGUCGAAAACAUACCAACUUCAAACUGCUCCAGACACACCCAAGGAAGUUCGAAACCUGACAAUUGACUGUCGGAAUAGUAGUACCGUCUGGUUACGAUGGUUACCACCGGACCCACCAACCGGUCAAGUGUCAAAAUACAUUAUCUCUCAAGGGAACUCAACAAUACCACCAGAUAAUGACAACCGUGACACUUUCAUUUCUACAAACAUACAACUAGAACCUAACAUAACUAAAAUUGAGGUUCGAGCAAAAAAUCGAAAAGUCAAAAAACUGGGAGCCCCCAAGUCUGUUGAACUUUCCUCUGUGCCCCUGGUAAAAGACAUUCUGCAAAAUUUCACUGUAGUACCAUCUCCACCAGAAAUAUCUUUCCGGUGGCAUCACCUAAACAACCUCUCCAUUCGGGUCCAAAACGAAAGCUCACAAAAUUCCAACGGCGAAUUUAACAUUUCAGUUGGCAGAGAAGGCAAAGUUGAAUUAGUCGUGUCGAGUGUAAACUGUCAAAGCGAACAAGUAACUAUUGAAGUGGAAACGAAGCCUCCAGAGUUUAAUUUGUCGGGGAACCCUAUUAUAAAAGUAUGGUCAGAAACAAACUAUGAGUUACACGUACCGACACCAGAUGGUGCUACAACCGAAAGCUCGAAUUUUACUAUUUUAAUUAACCCUGACGAUGCGAACUCCAACUGGAAUGUAACAAACCUACAACAAGAACAAAAUGGUUACGUUAAAGCACAAAUCCCUCGUAAUGUAGCAGUUUUUAUGAAGACCCAAUCUUACGAAAUGUUACUUGAAGAUGUCAAAAGUGGUAAACGUUAUCGUUUGCUUCCGAGAGGUUCGUACACCGAAAAAGACUGGAGCUUCUUUCAAAAAGUCACUGGUUUAUGUUUAAUAAUAAUGACUGCUGUCACUUUAAUUUGCCUGGGAUAUCUUCUUCUAGCGUACAUCUUUAAAAAAUACCCGUUCAACUCAAAUAGGGAGGUAUGUCAGCGACGAGAAAGUUAUCAGACGGCGACUGUAACGGACUUUCCUAACAAUUAUAAAAGGGACAGCUUGAAACGACUUCAGAAGAAACUAGAUCCAGAGUUCUUAUGAUCUUCUCCAUGUUUUGAAUAUUGUCACAAGAGCUGUAUCAAAUGACAACCUGAUAUUACAGUAAAUAAUAGUAAUAAUAAUUAUUAUUAUAAUUUAUUUUCGUAUUUUUGCACCUAAAUUGUUUAUACACGUCAUUAAAAUAUAUACAUAAAGUGUUAUCUUAA
Messenger RNA from Zophobas morio, 2187 nucleotides. RefSeq lists its product as uncharacterized. Gene Ontology annotation, molecular function: protein binding. The transcript has 8 exons. The record is from RefSeq and is a predicted model, not a curated record. Bases 20 to 2023 code for a protein of 667 amino acids. Lineage: Eukaryota; Metazoa; Arthropoda; Insecta; Coleoptera; Tenebrionidae.